Messenger RNA from Terrapene triunguis (Three-toed box turtle), 1758 nucleotides. RefSeq names its product secretory carrier membrane protein 5 (gene SCAMP5). Gene Ontology annotation, biological process: protein transport. Bases 872 to 1453 code for a protein of 193 amino acids. NCBI's taxonomy places the organism in Eukaryota, Metazoa, Chordata, Testudines, Emydidae. The record is from RefSeq and is a predicted model, not a curated record. The transcript is spliced from 5 exons. Gene Ontology annotation, cellular component: recycling endosome membrane; trans-Golgi network membrane.
CCUUGGCCAAGCGCCUUUACUACCUCUGGAUGUAUCACUGGGUUGGCUGAACAUUUUCAUCUCGUACAGCGAAGCAUCCCAGCUGGCUGCUCCAUUACAUUGCUUGGUGGGCAUUAAUUCUGAUUGGAACAAAGAUUCAUCCUGAAGUUCUGAGGCACAGAAGUGCAGAUGACAGAUUCUCCUCUGCAUUGUCUAGUCUCUGGUAGGCUUCCCUUCAUUGUAGUAGGCCUGUAUCACUUAGCCUCCUGGUAUCUUAUUGGAGAAAUAUUUUUCCUGUUGAACUGAUCUGGACGUGCCAUAGACCAUCAGGAACUUGUGACUUCAGUUCUCAGAAUCGGUCAGUUGGUGUUCAAUGGCUCAAGCAGAUUUGUCCUGGGAAAGGCAGCUUGGCUACUUGGUCCAACUUGCCUGGGAGCGCACUCCCUUUAGUGAAGCCAUUGCUGGUGGCAAGUGAGGAGCUUCCUUUAGUUUUCUCAUUUCCAUCCUUUGGUGGCAAGGGAGAAAUUAAUUGUGUUUCAGUUACUCUCACUCGUAGAUGAUUGUACCUUUCCGCCGCCCCCAAACUCUCACCACCUGUAAUGGGUGACAUAUGCAGGGGAGCCACAAUUAGGCCAUGAUUCAUUGAUGCCAGCCUGCUCCGGCUAGCUUGGAACCAUUGCCCCAGGGAGCCUGGUGGGCAUGGAAAGACUAAUUGUGAAAAUUAUAGAGGGGAGAAGGAUGAUAAAAACUGAAGACAAAACCCCACCCUUGGCUUAAACCUGCCUGAACAUUUCUGAACCCCAUGGACGUAGCCACCUGAAGGGUCCCUUCAGUCACAGCUUACUUUCUUGCCGUGUGCUACUUUGCUCCCUCUGUGUGUCUGUGUGUAUAUAUGUUUGCAGUGAACAGCAUCACCUUGGCAGUGAAUCUGAUUGGCUGCCUCGCAUGGCUGAUUGGAGGCGGUGGAGCUGUUAAUUUUGGACUGGCAAUUCUCUGGCUCCUUCUCUUUACACCCUGCUCCUAUGUCUGCUGGUUUAGACCUAUUUACAAAGCCUUCAAGACAGACAGUUCUUUCAGCUUCAUGGCUUUCUUCUUCACCUUCAUGGCCCAGCUGGUGAUCAGCAUUAUCCAGGCGGUGGGGAUCCCUGGCUGGGGAGUCUGUGGCUGGAUUGCAGCAAUAUCCUUCUUUGGGACCAACGUAGGUGCAGCUGUGGUGAUGCUUAUCCCCACCAUCAUGUUUACAGUCGUGGCAGUCUUCUCCUUCAUUGCCCUCAGUAUGGUGCAUAAAUUUUACCGGGGCAGCGGAGGGAGUUUCAGCAAAGCGCAAGAAGAGUGGACCACGGGAGCUUGGAAGAACCCGCAUGUACAACAGGCAGCGCACAAUGCGGCAGUCGGUGCUGCACAAGGGGCCACGAUGCAGCAUGAAACACCGUAUUCUGCCACCCCUAACUACACCUAUUCCAAUGAGAUGUGAGCAGAAGACUCUGUCCUGAGGGGUGGGGGAGAGGGAGAAUACUGCUGAGCCAAGUCUGUGUAAGCAUUUCAACAAGGGAAGUGUAAGAUACUUGAUUUUUCCCUCUACUCUAGAACAGGGUAUUUUUUGUUUGUUUUUUUCUGAUUCUCUUUUCUCAUUUUGAAGAAGCUGUGAGUUGACCUGCAGGACACUUGUGCUGUGCAGUAGUAACUGUGUGCUUGUGUUCCCCCGUGAAGUAGUGUACGGUGGUGAUUUUUAAAUUACUGUGGUGAUAGGUGUAUGUUUAUAACAUCAGCAACAAAAAA